UUUUCUUAUAGCUAAAGUGAAUCAUGAUAACUAUAAUAAGAAGAAAUCCAACGGGUUGCUUGACAAAGCCAGGUGUAAUUAGUUUCAUUCUGGCUUCAUAAAUUUUCACUGUUUGUACAAAACAGGCAAGAAAAAUGUGCAGAAGAGUUGGAUGUAUGGCUUUCCUCCUCCUCACUUUCGCUCAACUUCAUCUUCUCCAGGCAAAGGAAGAAGAGUGCUCGUAUACAUUAGAGGUGAAGACAUCAUGCAAUAUACUCGAUUCAGGGACACGUGAUCGGGUCCUCGUGAGGUUUGGGGACAAAAGCUUUUAUGACGCUAACAAAACUGAGGUGCUGGAACGGCAUCUGAGUCAGUCCAUGAAUGAAGGCAAUGCGAAGCCCUUCAGGAGGUGCAAAACCGAUAAGUUCAACUUAAGUGGGCCUUGUGUAAAGAAACAAUUGUGUUAUGUAUAUUUUAAAGUCGAGGGCACAGAUAAUUGGCGCGUCAAUGAUGCCGUAAUUCAUCAUGAAUACGGCAAUGAUAUAUUCCACUUGAAUAAAAGGCUUCCAGAGAAUGCCUGGUAUGGUCUUGAAUACUGCAACGAGAAUUUACAGAUGAUUGCCUCUUUCGCGGAUAAGAAGGAUGCACAUAAGCACGUGAGUCCCAAGGUUAAACCCAGAAGGAAAAAAGCUAGGGCAUAAAUGACCAUUGCUUACUAGAAGAUUUGGUAACAGCUUGAACAUCACAAAUCUUCUCUAAUAAACGGUUAUCCACUGGUAUUGAGGGUAGACAGGGUGUUUGAUCUUCUUUGUAUUGGGGAUGUUUGUGUAGUAGUAAUCUCUUUCCUGUGGUAAGAUGAAAGAGACAUUAAGUUUUGUAUGUUUGAAAUCGUUAGAAGAUAUUGGUUUUGAUUAUUAAGCUUUGUAUUGUAUUAAAACUCAAUCAUACAUCGAUAUG
Cryptomeria japonica (Japanese cedar) is the source of this 936-nucleotide messenger RNA. Its product is annotated as embryo-specific protein ATS3A. Gene Ontology annotation, molecular function: protein binding. The record is from RefSeq and is a predicted model, not a curated record. NCBI's taxonomy places the organism in Eukaryota, Viridiplantae, Streptophyta, Pinopsida, Cupressales, Cupressaceae. Bases 135 to 680 code for a protein of 181 amino acids. The transcript has 2 exons.